Suillus fuscotomentosus is the source of this 891-nucleotide messenger RNA. RefSeq lists its product as uncharacterized. Bases 1 to 891 code for a protein of 296 amino acids. The record is from RefSeq and is a predicted model, not a curated record. NCBI's taxonomy places the organism in Eukaryota, Fungi, Basidiomycota, Agaricomycetes, Boletales, Suillaceae. The transcript is spliced from 5 exons.
AUGACGUUGGGCGACAUAACAUUUCAGACCGCAUCAGUCCCAACAGUAGACACCAGUUUCUACAAGAUGUCUCCCUCACAAGCUGCAUUCUUCAAGACACAAACCGGUAUUGAUGAUGAUGAAGACUUGAAGAGGCAUAUCCUGGAAGUUCAGGCGAAAGCAUACAAGGCUGCACCAUAUCCUUGUAUUCAUAGAUUUGGCUUCCUUCGCUUAAACUUGUCAAAUUUUUCUGUGUAUGAACACAUCCUCAAGCUUGGUCGCGAGCGCCCCGAUGCUGUAUUACUCGACAUUGGUUGUUGCUUCGGCGUUGACGCUAGAAAGGCUGCGGCAGAUGGGUUCCCUGCCAAAAAUAUCAUUGCGUCGGAUGUCGUCGAAGAGUUUCUUCAACUGAGUCACGAACUUUUCAAAACGACACCAGCUUCCUACCCCGGAUCUCUACUUCCUGGAGAUAUCUUCGAUUCAGAAUUCCUUUCCAUAGUUACGCCAUCGGUCGACGUCUUUCCAGCGCCAGCUAUCGAUCUGUCCUCGUUGAAAUCCCUCAGCCCCCUUCAUGGUCGCGUUAGCGCAAUAAACGCUAUUGCAUUCUUCCACCUCUUCAACGAAGAGAACCAAUUGUACAUUGCCAGGGCUCUUGCGGGUCUUCUGUCUGCUCAGCCAGGCUCCGUAAUUUGCGGCUUCGACAACGGAGCUGUUGAAAAGGGCAACAUAACUAACAAUUUAUCAGGUGUCGAGUAUCGGGGGUUUGCUCAUUCUCCCGAGUCUUGGUCAUCUUUGUGGGAUGGUGAGGUUUUCGAGAAGGGGACUGUCAAGGUGGAAACGGAGUUGACAGAAUUUCCAGUUGAUGAUAAGGGACACUUGGUGAUGAUGAGGUGGUCAGUGACGAGACUGUAG